AUGGUCAACAACAGCAACAGCGCUAGAUUAAAACGAAUCAAGAGAUAUGUUAGACCGCUUCUAUCCAAGAUCAAGCAAUUGAAUGAUGCUUAUACAACCAAUUCCAAAUUGUUUGACCUCAAUGUGCGAGAUAUAUACAAGAAAAACACGUAUGAACGAGAUCUGAGAUAUGGUCUUAAUAACGAUGACGACAGUGGCGACGACGACGACGACGAUUAUGACGACUAUGACGACCAUGACUAUAGCGUUAAACCAAGAUUUAGACUAGAUUCGCCGGAUCUCAGACUCGAGUUCUUGCUGGAGUACAUCUCUCCGGAAUUAUACCACGAGUAUAAGCAAUUUUUUGAAAUCGUCAAGUCCGUCAUGGAGACGUUAUCUACCGGUUGUCUGCAUCACAACUUGGCCAGCCGCUGCGCAGUUGAGCUUGGGAAAGAAAUGGCUCUUUUCACCAGGAGUUCGUAUUAUCGACUUGGGAACGUCUCGCUUUUCGACCAGGACUGGGUCGAUCCUCAAAUUAGCAAGCUCAGCGGUUGCAUGUAUCAAGAUGUCGACGAAUGGUUGUGCAAAGAGUGUGAUGACGCCGCUGGCGCUCUUGUCCUUACUCACGCGCAAUACCUCUUUGGCGGGUAUGUUGUGCGGUUGCUUGUUAUACACUGCAACACUAUAUUGUACAUGUUGAUCCCGGUGAUAUACCAAUGGAUGGAACAGUCAAGCAACCCUUACUUGCUUCAUUUAUCGAAAACCUUGCUUGAUGAGUUUUGGACUUUCAACAAGACCACCAAAAUAGACAUUGAGCAUAUCAACGGCGUCUAUUUUGCCAACGCGAAAGUGUUGUUUUGGGGGUUGGACUAUAUAAACUACUGGCCAAUGGACAACAAGCAGCGGAUAUGUGCGUUUAUCCAGCAUUAUGAUUACAAACUUCUAGAGAAAUUGGCUAGACUUCGUCGCGUGGACGAGGAUAUGGACAAUGUGUUUAUGCUUGAGUAUAUGCGACUAGACGUGGAUAAUCCUGACAAUAGUGAGUUAUUGGUGUUGAUGCUAAAGUCAUUGUUGAAGAAAGUGAGAACAUCAGCGACCCAAAAGAACAGAGCUGUGCACUUUUAUCAUGUGGUCUUGAAGCAAGCUCAGAAUUUACUUGAUGCUUGGAUCGCUCCUGGAAAGCACUCGUUGUAUAAUGCGCGAUAUCCGCAUAAUGCGACUGCAAUUGCAGGAUUUUACACAUUUGAGUCCACACUCAGGAAAAAGUUGAAAACUUUGGCAAGGGAAAGUGACCAUUCCCGAGAUGCUGGUUUUUUACUUUUGAAGCUAGGCGCUUUUAAGCAACGUCUUGAAGCCCACCGGAAGUACAGAGACGAGAGGAUACUGCGAGGGGUGGGUCGCCACUUGAAACAAAGAUGA
Molecule: messenger RNA, 1398 nt
Organism: Lodderomyces beijingensis
Lineage: Eukaryota; Fungi; Ascomycota; Pichiomycetes; Serinales; Debaryomycetaceae
Source: the annotation of a GenBank genome assembly